GGGAUAACAGUGAACAUUGCGUCGAAAUGCGGCGAGAGUAUAAAUGUCUAAUGAAUGAUAAUAAUUGCCAAUACAUUUCAAACUUUAUCUGUGAAUUAGGUCCCGUCCUUUGACAAAACAAUAUACUACAUUCAAUUUAAUACUGUAUCAAAUAACUUCUGUAUAAACUGAUUUUUAUAAAAUUACAAAAACAGGUAAAUCAUAUUAAAAAAGGAGUAUUUCUAGAAGUUGCUUUAUGUUUUUUCUGAAUAAUCAAGCGCCAGUUUCAAGUCAAAUUUGAGAUAGACAAAUUUAGCUUCGUUUCUUGAUAACAGCAUAUAUAAUAAUAAUGAUACAUUUGGGAAUUUUUAGUGUGUGAAAGCCAUUGCGACUGUCAACAUUGAGUAAUUCGCAAUGAGAAUCUAUUUUAUUGCGAUAAUCGCAGUCCUCACAGCAGACGCGAGCAGCGAGGCAAGUGAUAACCGUGAACUUUGCAAAUAUAUAGUAGAAACUGAUUAUUCCCUCCAACAGAGUUGUGAAGAGUUGAGGCAGCUCGAAUCUACCUGUGGCAGAUAUUGCUUUAAAGUCGUCAAGCCCAUAUUGGAGCACACAAGGGCUUUACAGAAGCAAGUGGACCUUAAUGAAACUAGACAGAAAUCGGAAUCCAUAAAUAAACUCGAGAACAUUGAACGUCUGCUGCAUGAGAAGUUUGAUAGACUGGAAAAACAAACAAAACAAAACUUGGAAGACGCAAACAAUGCAAGAAAAUGCGACGAUAUGGGACUUUUUGACAAAAUAGGAGACAAAUAUUAUUAUAUUGAUACUGUGACAAGGCUAAACUGGUUCGAGGCAGCGCAUAGGUGUCACGAAUUAGGCGGACAUCUGGCUAAUCUGCAGACUCGGGCAGAGUUUGAUGCUGUGGAAAUGCAUUUGAUUAGUACAUCGUAUUGGCUGGACAUUAACGAUCUUGGCGAAGAGGGUGAGUUCUAUUCGUUAGCAACGGGUCGCAAAGCGACGUUCUUCAAGUGGUAUCCCGGAGAACCUAAUAAUGUCGGUGACAACGAGGACUGCGUCCAAAUACGGAAGGUGGAUGAAGUUUACGCACUGAAUGAUGUCGAUUGUAACAUCAAAUUUAACUACAUCUGUGAAAAACAGCGAUAAAAUACAUACAAAUAAAGAA
Messenger RNA from Drosophila novamexicana, 1159 nucleotides. RefSeq names its product C-type lectin 37Da-like. The coding region runs from base 394 to 1140 and encodes 248 amino acids. NCBI's taxonomy places the organism in Eukaryota, Metazoa, Arthropoda, Insecta, Diptera, Drosophilidae. The transcript has a single exon. Gene Ontology annotation, molecular function: signaling receptor activity. The record is from RefSeq and is a predicted model, not a curated record.